CAGCGACAGAAUAUAUUCGACAUUCCCCCCCUUCUCUUUCACUCUUGUGUUUGGCUGGAGGGAGGUUUGAGUUGCAGACCUGAGGAAGAAAUUCGGCGGAGACUCAAGAGACGGCAAGAACUUGGACAUGUUCCCACAUCAAAAUCUACUUGUUGCUUUCAUCCUUCCUCUCCUGUAUGGCUCUGGAGGAGCGUACAGGCUCGACUUUUUUAUGAGAAACCCUGAGCCAAGGGAAGGCGACGUGAGGCUGCAUGGCUCUGACAGGCCCUCAGAGGGCCGUGUUGAAGUCUACCACGAUGGGCAAUGGGGAACGGUGUGUGACGACAACUGGGACAUGACUCAGGCCCAGGUGGUUUGCCGUCAGCUCAACUUCCCCGGAGCCAAAUCCGUUGUCAUUGGGAAGGACUAUGGACCAGCAAAUGGUCCCAUUUGGCUCGACGACAUUGUGUGUAAGGGGAAAGAGGAACAGCUUGUGUCUUGCCGGUUCGAUGGAUGGGGUAAAACCGACUGCACCCAUAAAGAGGAUGUUGGAGUUGUCUGUGAAAGUGGAAGCAACGUGACCAUACAUGACUCUAAACACUCCCUGGACCACAGCAUCGGCCUCUCGGGUGACCUCGGUCGAAUCUUUGACAGCGGAACCGCUUGUGAUUUCCUGAUCACUUUCCAGAGCCUCAGUGGAAACAAAAAGGAAGACGGGAGCCCAGAGACGACUGAGAAAGAAAUUUGCGCGCACAAAACGAUCCUCAUGUUGUACCCGUACUUCAGCGCUUCAGCGGGGGCAAACAGCACCACAGUGACAGUCAGCCAAACCUGCCAGCCAUUUUUCAUCUCCUUCAUCAAGUACCUUUACACCCGUAAGAUCGACGUGACCUACUCCUCUGCGAUGUGCCUCCAUCAGCUUGCUUCUGACUUUGGAGUAAAGCAGCUGAUGGAGGACGUGGGCCGGCUGUUCACUAAAAUCCUCCCCGAUGAUGCUUCCUUUUACUCCCAGGUUUCACUUUACAAAUAUGCAGUUGAGUCAAAGGACUUGGUCCUGGAGGAAAACUGUGUCCAAUACUUGGCCUGGAACUUCCAGAACCUGACCGGUUCCCCAUUUUGGGCCGAGCUUCCAGUGGAGCUCCUUCGUGCCCUUCUUGUCCGCUCAGAUUUGGUUGUGCCUGAUGAGUAUUUUUUACUUCAGAGCCUGGAAAACUGGAUCACAAACAACGCUGGCUCCCUGAGUUCAGAGAAUCAGGCCGACUUGCUCCGUCUGGUCCGUUUCCCCAUGAUUCCUGCCGAGAAGCUGUAUGACCUGGAGUCCACCUCUCCUCUCUACAAGACUCACAAGGAUUUGUACCUUGAAAGUGUCUUGACAGCAUAUCAGUUUAAUGUUCUUCUCUACAGUAAUCUAACCAAAUUAAAGUUAGACAAGGAAAGUGAUGAUUACAAGCCCAGAAUCUACACAGGGGAGACCUGGAGUGUUGCUAUUGCCCCGCCGACAAAAUCUUCAUCGUUUCGAAGUCGAAAUCAGUACAACUACAGACGUCAAUAUGAUUACGGUUACUACCAAUAUCCUACUCAAUCCACUUUAAACAAGCAACUGAGGACACCUCUCCACAACAGCCUUCUGUUUAAGAACAUCAUGGUCAGCUGGGAGGUAAAUGUCUUCAAAAGCCAGAGAGACUGUUCAAACCGAGGUUUAAGGUGUGAAUCUGUUCCUGCGGUCAGACUGGCUCGCCAGGACUGGUAUGGGUCCGAGAGCAGCAUCCUCUUCCGUAAUCGCCUGCUGGUGGUGUGCCAGAACAAGUAUGUGUGUCAGAUCCAGGGGUUCAAAGGCGACCUGGCUUAUGUCAAUACGAAUAGCACUCAGGUCCUUUCCUAUCCAUGCCCUGAUGACAAGUACACUUACGUGUUUGUAGUGAGACCAGAGCAUGUGAUUGUAGACUUGAAAAGAGAAGAGUGUGGAGGAUUAAUAUCAGUGUCGAGUAGAUUUCUACACUUCAGUUUGGAUAUGUUCCCAGAACUACUUGCUGCUUUGCUUUUCACGCUUCUGAAUGUCUCUGCAGGGGCAUACAGGGUCAACAAUGUCAAAAGAAUUGUUGCUCCUAAUGAAGGCGAUGUGAGGCUGUCUGGGUCUAUGAGCACCACAGAGGGCCGUGUUGAGGUCUACCAUAACGGAGAAUGGGGAACGGUGUGUGACGACAACUGGGACCUGGCUGACGCCCAGGUGGUUUGUCGUCAGCUCAACUUCCAAGGGGCCAUAUCUGCCGUGCCUGGGGGACGCUACGGACGAGCCUCUGGGCAUAUUUGGCUGGAUAACGUCAACUGUUAUGGCACAGAGCAAAAGCUUGCGUCUUGUAGAUUCCCCGGUUGGGGAAAUCAUGACUGCAGCCAUACAGAGGAUGCCGGAGUUAUCUGUGAGCCCCUUACCUACCCCAGUCCUGAUGACACAGAGAGUCACACUACGACUCUGAGCAACUCUACAUACUCACUGGACCACAGCACCGCCCUCUCAGAUGACCUCGGGAAAGUCUUUGACAGUGGUGCCGCUUGUGACUACCUGAUCACUUUCCAGACACCAGCUAGAGACAAACACGAGGGUGGCGCCCCACAGAAGACUCAGUCUACAAUCUGUGCGCACAAAGCUAUCCUCAUGUUGUACCCUUACUUCAAUGCUUCUGCGGGAGGAAAUAACACCACAGUGACUGUAGACACACCCUGUUUGUCUUAUUUCACCUCCUUCAUAAGGUACCUUUACACCCGUAAGAUCAACGUGACCUUCUCCUCUGCAAUGUGCCUCCAUCAGCUUGCUGCAGACUUUGGAGUAAGGCAGCUAAGGGAGGACGUAGGUCAGGUGAUCUCUAAAAGCCUUCCCAAUGAUGCUUCCUUUUACUUCCAAGUUUCACUCUACAAAUACGCAGUUGAGUCUAAGGAUUCGAUUCUUAAGGAAAGCUGCAUCCAGUACUUGGCCUGGAACUUCCAAAGCCUGACCACUUCCCCAGUUUGGGCCGAGCUUCACGUGGAGCUCCUUCAAACCCUCCUCACCCGCUCAGAUUUGGUGGUACCUGAUGAGUAUUUUGUAUUUCAGAGCCUGGAAAACUGGAUUAAAAACAAAUCUGACUCCCUGAGUUCAGAGAAUCAGGCCGACUUGCUCCGUCUGGUCCGUUUCCCCAUGAUCCCUGCCGAGAAGCUGUAUGACCUGGAGUCCACCUCACAUCUCUACAAGACUCACAAGGAUUUGUACCUUGAAAGUGUCUUGACAGCAUAUCAGUUCAAUGUUCUUCUCUACAGUAAUCUGACCAAAUUAAAGUUAGACAAGGAAAGUGAUGAUUACAAGCCCAGAAUCUACACAGGGGAGACCUGGAGUGUUGCUAUUGACCCAAAAUCUUCAUCGUUUCGAAGUCGAAAUCAGUACGACUACAGGCGUCAAUAUGAUCGUUACGGUUACUACCCAUAUCCUACUCAAUCCACUUUAAACAAGCAACUGAGGACACCUCUCCACAACAGCCUUCUGUUUAAGAACAACAUGGUCAGCUGGGAGGUAAAUGUCUUCAAAAGCCAGAGAGACUGUUUAAACCGAGGUUUAAGGUGUGAAUCUGUUCCUGCGGUCAGACUGGCUCGCCAGGACUGGUAUGGGUCCGAGAGCAGCAUCCUCUUCCGUAAUCGCCUGCUGGUGGUGUGCCAGAACAAGUAUGUGUGUCAGAUCCAGGGGUUCAAAGGCGACCUGGCUUAUGUCAAUACUAAUAGCACUCAGGUCCUUUCCUAUCCAUGCCCUGAUGACAAGUACACUUACGUGUUUGUAGUGAGACCAGAGUAUCAGAGAGGUUUAAAUUGUAGACUUGAAAAGAGAAGAGUGUGGAGGAUUAAUAUCAGUGUCGAGUUUCUACACUUCAGUUUGGAUAUGUUCCCAGAACUACUUGCUGCUUUGUUUUUCACACUUCUGAAUGUCUCUGCAGGGGCAUACAGGGUCAACAAUGUCAAAAGAAUUGUUGCUCCUAAUGAAGGCGAUGUGAGGCUGUCUGGGUCUACGAGCACCUCAGAGGGCCGUGUUGAGGUUUACCAUAACGGAGAAUGGGGAACUGUGUGUGACGACGACUGGGACCUGGAUGACGCCCAGGUGGUUUGUCGUCAGCUCAACUUCCAAGGGGCCAUAUCUGCCGUGCCUGGGGGACGCUACGGACGAGCCUCUGGGCAAAUUUGGCUGGAUAACGUCAACUGUUAUGGCACAGAGCAAAAGCUUGCGUCUUGUAGAUUCCCCGGUUGGGGAAAUCAUGACUGCAGCCAUGAGGAGGAUGCCGGAGUUAUCUGUGAGCCCCUUACCUACCCCAGUCCUGAUGACACAGAGAGUCACACUACGACUCUGAGCAACUCUACAUACUCACUGGACCACAGCACCGCCCUCUCAGAUGACCUCGGGAAAGUCUUUGACAGUGGUGCCGCUUGUGACUACCUGAUCACUUUCCAGACACCAGCUAGAGACAAACACGAGGGUGGCGCCCCACAGAAGAUUGAGUCUACAAUCUGUGCACACAAAGCUAUCCUCAUGUUGUACCCUUACUUCAAUGUCUUCUGUAACCUUUACACCCGUAAGAUCGACGUGACCUUCUCCUCUGCCAUGUGCCUCCAUCAGCUUGCUGCAGACUUUGGAGAAGCAGCUGAUGGAGGAC
Molecule: messenger RNA, 4646 nt
Organism: Fundulus heteroclitus (mummichog)
Lineage: Eukaryota; Metazoa; Chordata; Actinopteri; Cyprinodontiformes; Fundulidae
Exons: 18
Cellular component (GO): membrane
Molecular function (GO): protein binding
Source: RefSeq, a predicted model, not a curated record